AUGGGAGAUUCUGCGUCCUCUUCUUCUGUUCACCAAUCUCUUGGUGGUGGUUCAGGGGCCAAGUCUGUUUCACUACUCAACCGACCUUUGCCACCAAUUCAGAAUAUGGAAAUCCCUGAGGAGUUUGCAAUCAAGACUGCUGAUGAUAUCCGAGUUUUGAUCAACCAUGUACUCUCAAUUGCAAGUGAUAUCACCAUUGCUAGAAAUCCAAUUCGUCUGCUUCAGCUUGGCUAA
Eruca vesicaria subsp. sativa (arugula) is the source of this 234-nucleotide messenger RNA. Lineage: Eukaryota; Viridiplantae; Streptophyta; Magnoliopsida; Brassicales; Brassicaceae. The record is from the annotation of a GenBank genome assembly.